Castor canadensis (American beaver) is the source of this 774-nucleotide messenger RNA. It is a transcript of the gene Dusp23, whose product is annotated as dual specificity phosphatase 23. NCBI's taxonomy places the organism in Eukaryota, Metazoa, Chordata, Mammalia, Rodentia, Castoridae. The record is from RefSeq and is a predicted model, not a curated record. Gene Ontology annotation, biological process: protein dephosphorylation.
GUUACCCCGCCUGGGGAGGGCGGGCAGACGACAGGGCGGAGCAGGAAGGGCCGGCCUCGCCCCAGGUGACCCGCUGCCCUGUGCCCUCCCUCAGCGAUGGGGGUGAAGCCCCCCAACUUCUCCUGGGUGCUCCCCGGUCGACUGGCGGGGUUGGCUCUGCCGCGGCUUCCUUCCCACUACCAAUUCCUGUUGGACCUGGGCGUGCGGCACCUGGUGUCCCUGACGGAGCGCGGGCCACCCCACAGCGACAGCUGCCCUGGCCUCACCCUGCACCGACUGCAUCCAGACUUCUGCCCACCUGCCCCUGACCAGAUCGACCGCUUCGUGCAGAUUGUGGACGAGGCCAACGCCCGGGGAGAGGCCGUGGGAGUGCACUGUGCCCUGGGCUUCGGCCGCACUGGCACCAUGCUGGCUUGUUACCUGGUGAAGGAGCAUGGCUUGGCUGCAAGAGACGCGAUUGCUGAGAUCCGACGUUUGCGACCAGGCUCCAUAGAGACCUACGAGCAAGAGAAAGCAGUCUUCCAGUUCUACCAACGAUCGAAAUAAGGGGUCUCAGCAGCCUUCUGCCAGGCUCCCACACCCCUACUCUGUCCACACAGUGGGAGAGAAGGGAAGAAAGGGAAGUGGAGGAAACUAUUGAGCCCUCCAACUUCUCAUUGGCUCCCGUUGGACUUUUCCAACAGACAGGUCCUGAAUGACAGAAUGGCUGAGGCCCUGUGGAAGUGGGGAGAAGGGGUCCCUGUGCUGCUUCCUUGAAUAAAUAACUUAUAAGAA